CCUCAUCAAAGCCCAUAGAUAGUCGUAAAAAUAAGCGAACCCCUCGACUACCUAAUCACCCGUUCCUAUCUCAUUAAGCAUUUCUACGGUUCUACCCUAAUUUCCAAUUAUUUUUCUCUCAAUUCUCUCUCUCUCCCAUCCCUAUAGCUUCCUCCCUUUUUCUUUAAGCUUAAAAGAGAAACAACAAAAAAAGAUGAGGCCUUCCCCAAACUUUGCACACAUGCAAAUUCACCACCAUCCACUUUUACACCACUUCCCUCAUUCACCAUUCACCACCCACAAAGCCUAAACUUUACUCAAUCCAAAUCCUACCAUCUCUUUCAAUCCAUCCAUUCAUCCCCAACAUUAAAAAUAGAAAAACAAACCCCAAUUUCCCCAUUUUUCCUCAAACCCCAAAAAUUCAUCCUUUCCUCAUACCCAUUUUUUUCAUCCAAAAAACCCCUUCCCCUCCCAAAAAUCCUCCCUUUCUCCAAACCCAUUCCUCAAAAUCAAACCCCAUAAACAUAAACAAAAAACAACACCAAAAGAACAAAAAAUAAGAAACAUACGAACAAGAACAUAGAUAGUAGUAGUUUUCAAUCUCCCCCCUUCAAUGUGGCGACCGUGGGGAAAAUCAACGGCUCGGAUUCACAACAGAUCAUCAUCACAUUCUUCUUCAUUCUCUUGUUCUUCCUUCAAAGACAUUCAAAAUCUUUGUGUUGAAGAACCUCCUCAACAACCUUUACCUUCCCCAAGAAUACCAACCGUUUUUCACCGAGUCCGACUCACCAACUCGCUCGUCCGUACCUGGUCAACUAACCACAACCAACCCCACAAAUUACCUCGCUCUUUAUCCCAACCCGUAACCGAACCAUUCUCCGAACUACAAUCCGAACCAAAAACAUCACCCAAACCAAAAUCACCACCACCCGAACCAGAAUCCGAACCAUUACGCAAUGUCACUCACGCGCCACCGGAACCUACGCCCAUCCCUUCACUUCCACCGCCUAUUUAUUUUCCGGGAACAGAGCAGCGCGUGGUGAUAUACUUCACAAGCCUGCGCGUGGUUCGACCAAUCUUCGAAGACUGCAAAAGCACACUCGCGAUUCUUCGCGCUUUUCGCGUUCAACUUGACGAACGUGACGUGUCGAUGGAUUCGUCAUUUUUGAACGAACUGCACCGAAUAAUGGGUCGAACAGGUUUAACAUUGCCACGUGUUUUUAUAGACGGGAAAUAUAUUGGCGGUGGUGAAGAGAUUAGAUCAAUGCAUGAGGUUGGCGAGCUCAAGAAGAUUCUAGAAUGUUUGCCCGUAGUGGAUCGAACUGAAUGCCACGUGUGUGCGGGUCACAGGUUUGUUCUAUGCAACGUGUGUAAUGGUAGCAGGAAGGUUUAUAAUGAUAAAGCUGGAUUAAAAGUUUGUAAUGCUUGCAAUGAGAAUGGUCUUCUUAGGUGCCCUUCUUGUUUUCCUCAUGAUUUUAACAAUGAAAUAAAAAAUUAAGAAUUAACUUCUUUUUUUUUUAUUUGAUUUUUAGUUAAUUAGUUUUUGUAGUUUUUAUUUUUUAUUAUUUGGGUGUAAGAUUAGUAGAUUAUGUAUAGGUCUAACAAUGUAGUAUGUGAUUUUGAGUAUCUUUGUCUACCUAUGGAAAUGGUUAAUAUUUUCAAGACCA
This is a messenger RNA of Trifolium pratense (red clover), 1646 nucleotides long. RefSeq lists its product as uncharacterized. The transcript has a single exon. NCBI's taxonomy places the organism in Eukaryota, Viridiplantae, Streptophyta, Magnoliopsida, Fabales, Fabaceae. The record is from RefSeq and is a predicted model, not a curated record. Bases 593 to 1477 code for a protein of 294 amino acids.